GAUUUUCAGAUAUUAUCUUUUCACUGAGGAAGGCAGUUUCCUUCAAGGAGGAAAAUUCAACCAGAAGUAAAUUUCAUUUCACAAAAACUAACAUGAAAUUUUCAUAAUUUCACAUUGCCUAAAGAGAAAGUGUGGUUAUGUUCUCAGAUAUUUUGGCGGGCUGCCUCAUCCAUCAGUGAGCGUCUUGAUCUUGUUUUUGUGCUCUGUUUAUUCUAAUAAAUUCUGCAAAAAUGGAAGGAUUUGACGAUGCUGGACUAUUCUACUCGGACAAUUUUGGCGAGGAGCGUCCGCAGCAAAUCAACCUGCAGGCCAUCAAGAAGAGUUACAAGGAGUUCUUGCACAGCUUCCAUGAGGAUACAUUCAACUUCAAAUACAGGGAUACCCUGAAACUCAAUUACAUUACCGGGAAGUACUUCCUGGAAGUGGAAAUGGAGGAUUUGGCUGGGUAUGAUGAGACUCUCGCGGAUAAAUUGUACAAACAUCCCAGCGAGCAUUUGCCGGUGUUUGAGGAAGCCGCCCGGGAGAUUGCUGAUGAAAUAACGCGUCCACGUCCCGAAGGGGAGGAUCAGGUGCGGGAUAUUCAGAUCCUCCUACGUUCCAAUGCUCUCCCCACGAGUAUUCGUGAGAUUAAGUCGGAGUGCAUCUCCCGGCUGAGCACAGUGGCGGGGAUUAUUGUGUCAGCAUCAAAUAUUCGUGCCAAAGCCACCAAGAUGACCAUUCAGUGUCGCUCCUGCAGUAACAUCAUCCCCAACAUCUCCCUCAAUCCUGGACUUGAGGGUUACGCUCUACCCCGGAAAUGCCCAACUGAGCCAGCUGGACGUCCCAAAUGCCCCAUGGAUCCGUAUUUUAUCAUUCCCGACAAAUGCCAGUGCGUGGAUUUCCAGGUGUUGAAGCUACAGGAAUUGCCAGAUUCCAUCCCACAAGGAGAAAUUCCACGACACAUCCAGAUUUACUGUGACAGGAAUCUCUGUGAGCGCGUCGUGCCAGGGAAUCGUGUUCUCAUCCAUGGGAUCUACUCAAUUCGCAAAGUGGGGAAACCCUCGAAGCUUGAUGGUCGUCAGAAGGCCAUUGUGGGUGUCCGGGCGCCCUAUAUGCGUGCUGUGGGAAUCGCUGUGGACACCAAAGGGCACGGAAGUAUAUCAAUGCAGUCCAAUGUUACGGCUGAAGAGGAGGAAGCAUUCAAGAAACUCGCCGCUACGCCCAAUCUCUACGAACGUCUUGCUCAAUCAAUCGCGCCCAGCAUUUACGGGUCGUUGGACAUCAAGAAGGCAAUCGCUUGUAUGCUCUUUGGGGGAUCAAGGAAGAGACUCCCGGAUGGGCUAAUUCGUCGUGGGGAUAUAAAUCUCCUCAUGCUGGGCGAUCCGGGAACGGCAAAGUCCCAACUGCUGAAAUUUGUCGAGAAAGUCGCCCCAAUUGCUGUCUAUACAUCCGGAAAGGGAUCCAGUGCAGCUGGUCUCACAGCUUCCGUCAUCCGGGAUGCCUCCAGUAGGAAUUUUGUCAUGGAAGGCGGUGCCAUGGUUUUGGCUGAUGGUGGAGUUGUGUGCAUUGAUGAAUUCGACAAGAUGAAGGAGGACGAUCGUGUGGCCAUUCACGAAGCCAUGGAACAGCAAACAAUCUCAAUUGCCAAGGCAGGGCUCACGACAACCCUCAAUUCCCGCUGUUCCGUCCUCGCGGCCGCCAAUUCCAUCUUUGGCCGCUGGGAUGACACGAAGGGUGAAGAAAACAUUGACUUUAUGCCCACAAUUCUCUCGCGUUUCGACAUGAUCUUCAUUGUGAAGGAUCAGCACGACGAGCAGCGGGAUCUCACGGUGGCCAAGCACAUCCUCAACAUUCACCUCAAUGCCAACAAGACGGACAACCGGGCCGGGGAUGAUGAGAUCUCCCUGGCCAUGCUGAAGAAGUACAUUCACUACUGUCGCACAACAUGUGGGCCACGACUCAGUGUGGAAGCGGGUGAGAAGCUAAAGAGCCAGUACGUGCUGAUACGCAAAGGGGUGCUGAGUCAGGAAAAGGGUUCCGAGAAGCGUCUCGCCAUUCCCAUCACAGUGCGCCAACUGGAGGCCAUCAUUCGCAUCUCCGAAUCCCUGGCAAAGAUGCAACUGCAACCAAUUGCCGUUGAGAGUCACGUCAAUGAGGCACUGCGUCUCUUCCAACUCUCCACCCUCGAUGCUGCCAUGUCCGGAAAUUUAGCCGGAGCCGAGGGAUUCACAACGGAAGAGGAUCAGGAGGUACUAAAUCGCAUUGAGAGACAACUCAAGAGACGCUUUGCCAUUGGAUCACAAGUCUACGUGCAGAAUAUCAUUCAGGAUUUCUCGCAUCAAAACUACGCCGAACGGACUGUCCUGAAGGUGAUUCACACAAUGAUUCGACGCGGGGAGCUACAGCACCGUAUGCAGCGGAAGAUGCUCUAUCGCAUUUGCUGAUCACCCUCCGAUGGUGCCUUUGAUGGGGUUGUCUUCCGCACCACAAAUCCCCGGAAGGAUGUUUGAAUUUUUGUUGCAGCAUCAUUGAGUUUCUGUAGACGUUUUCGCACAAGAAAUCCCCUCACUUGA
This is a messenger RNA of Lutzomyia longipalpis, 2552 nucleotides long. RefSeq names its product DNA replication licensing factor Mcm5 (gene Mcm5). Gene Ontology annotation, molecular function: DNA replication origin binding; single-stranded DNA helicase activity; 3'-5' DNA helicase activity. The coding region runs from base 231 to 2423 and encodes 730 amino acids. Gene Ontology annotation, cellular component: nucleus; MCM complex. The record is from RefSeq and is a predicted model, not a curated record. NCBI's taxonomy places the organism in Eukaryota, Metazoa, Arthropoda, Insecta, Diptera, Psychodidae. The transcript is spliced from 4 exons. Gene Ontology annotation, biological process: double-strand break repair via break-induced replication; DNA replication initiation; DNA replication.